Molecule: messenger RNA, 4621 nt
Organism: Durio zibethinus
Lineage: Eukaryota; Viridiplantae; Streptophyta; Magnoliopsida; Malvales; Malvaceae
Product: RAF-like serine/threonine-protein kinase 24
Biological process (GO): signal transduction; protein phosphorylation
Cellular component (GO): cytoplasm
Molecular function (GO): protein binding; ATP binding; protein kinase activity
Source: RefSeq, a predicted model, not a curated record
AAGGAAAAAAAAAGAAAAAAGGGUGUCCAAAAAGUCGGGCAAAAUUUUAGAGAUCUAGAGAGAGACAAACAAAUACACUACUUAGAAAUUACUUUAAAUAAAAUCUACAUAAAAAUAAAAAAGAAACUGUAAAAGGGAAAAGAGGGACGGCUCCCUAUUUUGGACUCAAAAUGAGCGAAUUUGUAGAGAGAGAAAGUCAAUAAUCUUCGCUUCGCUGCUCGAAGCUUCACCGCUCUUUGCGUUCUUUUCCUUUUUUUCUUCUAAGGUUCAGGUUAAGGUGUUUGGAAAUCUAACUUUGCUGCUGGCUAUGGCAGAAUGCAUUUGCUGAUAUUGCAUUGGUGUGAUAAUCAUGGCAUAUUGCCUUGGUCUAUUUUCCUGGAAAAUUUUAUCUAAAUGGAGAGGAAUCUAGGAAAAGGCUUAAUGGAUCAACAGAAGAAUUAUGAAAAAAUUCGAUACAAUAAUAUGGAAGCUAGAAAUGAAACUCUUGGGUCUGCAAAUCAAAGAUUUUUCAAUGAUCCGUCUAGUAAUAUUAAUACUAACAUCCGACCUCCUGAGUAUGAUAUGUUGGUGGGAGCUAGACCAGUGCUGAAUUACUCCAUUCAGACUGGUGAGGAGUUUUCUCUGGAAUUUAUGCGGGAAAGGGUAAAUCCCAGGCAGCAUUUUAUUCAGAAUGUUCAUGGUGAUCCUAACAGUGGACCUGUCUAUAUGGAUCUAAAGGGCAUUCUGGGAAUUUCUCAUACAGGUUCUGAAAGUGGCUCUGAUAUCUCUAUGCUUAACACAGUAGAAAAACCCCGUCCCCAGGAGUUUGAGAGAAAGACUCCUUCUGUGCACGAAGACAAACACUAUUAUGAUUCUGUGCAAUCAGUUCCUCGAUCCUCUUCAAGAAAUGACAUUAGUCGGGGACAACAAGGUUAUGCCUCUUCAAGUGCUUCUUGCAGUGCAUCAAAUAAGGUGAAGUUCCUCUGCAGCUUUGGUGGUAAAAUUUUACCACGUCCCUAUGAUGGGAAACUUAGAUAUGUUGGGGGCGAAACACGUAUAAUCCGAUUAAGCAGGGAUAUUUCCUGGCAAGAGCUUGUUCAAAAAACCUUAACAAUUUAUGACCAAGCCCAUACAAUAAAGUAUCAGUUGCCUGGGGAGGAUCUUGACGCAUUGGUCUCUGUAUCUUGUGAUGAGGAUCUGCAAAACAUGAUGGAGGAACUAGAAGAUGGAGGAUCACAGAAACCCAGGCUAUUCCUUUUCUCUAGCACUGAUCUGGAGGAUGCUCAGUAUGGUUUGGGAAGUGUAGAGGGUGAUUCUGAGAUGCAAUAUUUUGUUGCUGUGAAUGGCAUGGACCUAGGAUCAAGAAAAAACUCAAUUGUGGCUAGUGCGUCUGAGAACAAUUUGGAUGAGUUACUUGCUUUGAAUGUUGUAAGGGAGGCUGAUCGGCCUGUGACUGAAGCAGCUGCUACUAGUACUGCUUCUUUGACAGCCAAUGCACCUUUAUCAGCUGUCCAAUCUUCUCAUGCACCUUCACCAGCAGUCCAAUCUUCUCAUGCACCUUCACCAACAGCCCAAUCUUCUCAUGCACCUUCACCAACCCUCCAAUCUUCUCAACCAGUAUGGGCAAGUUCAUCUAGCACUUAUGAAUCUAGUUCACAGCCAUACUCAGAGCAAAAAAUGUGUCAUGGAGAAGCUAGCCAGCAGCCGUCUUCCACUCCCCAGGUAGAUGGGAAGAGUAAUGUUCCUUUGUCUGCUCCAUUCCAAUACGGUUAUGGUUCCCAACCCUCUAAAUAUGUGACACCUGGAGAAAAUUUAGUCUCAAUGCCAUUCCAUGGGCAUGUGACUCCUCAGACGGGCUUAGCUGACGAGAAGAUGUAUAUGGGCUUUCAAGUGCAAGAUCCAGAAGUAUCUAUAAAAGAGGUGAAACUAAAAAGAGAUAGCUCAGCCCCAAAAAUAACUGAACCUGAAAAAGUCCGAUCCCUAGACAAAGCUCCACCAACAAAGGAGCCAAAAAUGAAAAGAGAUACAUCUCUCCCGAAGAUCAAUGAAACUGAAAAAAUUCGGAUGUCUGAGAAGGAGUACAGUGUCCCUUCAAAUGCAUAUGACAGUUCUGUUCCAAAUCAUAUUUCUAAAGAGGAAGCAUCGGUUAUCAUUUCAGUGCCAGACAUUGGCUCACCUUUGUUGCCUGCAAAAAAUUUCAAAAAGACCCAGGAAGCUAUGCAGAAUUCGGUGGCCCCUGAAGUUGUAACUGAAGGGAGAAAGAACGUUGAUGAUGACCACUUCUGCACAUCUGGUGGGCCCUUUACAUCUGGAGGUGGUGGUUCUGAGGCUGAUCCAAAUGAUUUUAGCCGUCUUGAGCCUUCUGUGAUUCCUCAACGUGUUUUUCAUUCAGAGAGAAUCCCCAGGGAGCAGGCAGAAAUGAACCGUUUAUCGAAGUCUGAUGAUUCUUUUGGUUCUCAGUUUCUAAUGACUCAAGCACAUUCUGAUUCUUCCCAACCAAUUAUAGAAUCAGUUGACAAGAUUCAUGAUGGGAAUUUGGCUCCCCAGGCUGAACAGCCUGUCACUUCUGCAAAUCCUCUGUCUAAAAAUCCUCAGACUGUAAUGGAUGGGCUUACAGAAUUUGAAAAGUACAAAGAUUUUGCCUAUAAAAUCAUCUCUAAUAUUCCUGAGGAGGGGCUUGAGUCAACUAAGCAGAAAUCUGAAUUGAAACAAGUCUCAGUUAAGAGCACUGCUGAUGAAGCAGCUGGAUUAAAUCAUCCUACAGCAAGUCAAGGAACUUCUGUUAAGCACCUUGAAGAUCCUUCUUUGAAGCCAUCUGAUUUUGAACGAAUUGAGAAGGAUGAAAACAAGAACACAGGAAAUCAUACUAAGGGUCAUGAACAAACUUUGGUUUGGGCAGAGAAUUCAAUUAGAGCAACUUCCAAUGUACAGCCUACUACUUCUGUUGGCACCUCAGAGCAUGGAGACAUACUUAUUGAUAUUAACGAUCGAUUUCCCCGUGAUCUUUUGUCUGAUAUGUUCUCAAAAGUAAGAAUGUCCCAGAACCUCGAUGGUAUCAGCCCAUUUCCUGGUGAUGGAGCUGGAUUGAGCUUAAACAUGGAGAAUCAUGAACCUAAGCAUUGGUCAUACUUCCGUAAUUUGGCUCAGGAUGAGUUUGUUAGAAAGGAUGUCUCCCUCAUGGAUCAGGACCAUCUGGGUUUCUCAUCUCCACUUACAAAUAUUGAAGGUGGGGCUCCAAUCGAUUACAGCUAUCCACCUUUGAAAUCUGCUGGUGCAGUUGCCUUAGGUCAUAUUAAGCCAGAUAUCAAUUUUGGUGAGGACAUCAGGCAGGAGUCAACUACUGUUGCUGCUCCUAACAACCUGGAUAUAGGUUCAGGUUACAAGAAGUCUCUGCUCAAGGGUGAUGAAAGUGGACAAGAUGGGCCGAACCACAAAGUACCUGAAUCAGAGUAUGAGGAUGGGAAAUUGGAUAUUCUCAAUACUGGUGUACCUUUUUUGGAUCCUUCCCUUGGAGAUAUUGAUAUAAGUACAUUGCAGAUCAUUAAAAAUGAAGAUCUGGAAGAACUACGGGAGCUUGGUUCUGGUACAUUUGGGACUGUCUACCAUGGAAAAUGGAGGGGAACCGACGUUGCCAUCAAGCGGAUAAAAAAGAGCUGUUUCACUGGCCGUUCAUCUGAGCAAGAAAGACUGACUGUGGAGUUCUGGCGUGAAGCUGACAUUCUUUCAAAGCUUCACCACCCCAAUGUUGUGGCAUUUUAUGGCGUGGUGCAGGAUGGACCUGGAGGAACACUAGCCACUGUCACAGAGUAUAUGGUGAAUGGCUCUCUUAGACAUGUCUUGCUUAGCAAAGACAGACAUCUUGAUCGUCGUAAGCGGCUCAUUAUUGCCAUGGAUGCAGCAUUUGGGAUGGAAUAUUUACAUUCAAAAAACAUUGUGCAUUUUGAUUUAAAAUGUGACAACUUGCUUGUCAACUUGAAAGACCCUGUACGGCCAAUUUGCAAGGUUGGGGACUUUGGGUUGUCAAAGAUAAAAAGGAAUACCUUGGUUACUGGUGGUGUGAGGGGAACUCUUCCAUGGAUGGCCCCAGAGCUGUUGAAUGGCAGCAGUAGUAAGGUUUCUGAAAAGGUUGAUGUGUUCUCAUUUGGCAUUGUCCUAUGGGAGAUUCUUACUGGCGAGGAACCUUAUGCCUAUAUGCAUUAUGGAGCAAUAAUAGGAGGCAUCGUUAGCAACACAUUGAGGCCACCUGUACCAAGCAACUGUGACCCUGAAUGGAAGUUACUAAUGGAGCAGUGUUGGGCUCCCGAUCCUGUGGUUCGACCAUCAUUCACAGAGAUUGCUAGACGCUUACGAAUCAUGUCCUCAGCAUGCCAGACAAAACCACAAGGUCAUCAGCCGCAGAACCAAGUAUCUAAGUGAUGGCACUCAAUGAUUACGUUGUUUUGAUGCCUUCAUCAAUGACAUAUGAUAGUUUAUUUUUCUUUUACUCCAUAAACCUUGUGUGUAAAUUAUAUGAGUAAGGGGGGAGAAGCUCCCAAUGAGAGGGUGAGAUACGAUUGUGUUUUGUAAGACAAAAAGAAUUUGUUUAUAUGUAAAGCUGUUAUUUUGUGUCAAUAAUAGUGGAUACAAACUCGGUUUUGGUGCU